AUGGCUCCACAGACUGGCUCCACCGAAAAGGAGACGCGACCAGUUUCAGCCUUUCUACAGCUUUUCACUUGGGAAGAGAUCAGAAUCCACAAUGGCCAUGGCCAAGGCCGAGAGCAGUGGCUGGUGAUUGACAGGAAGGUUUACGACAUCACCACAUUUUCCAAAAAACACCCUGGAGGCAGCCGAGUUAUUAGCCACUAUGCUGGGCAAGAUGCUACGGAUGCCUUUGUAGCAUUUCACAAUGAUAAGUCUUUGGUGAAAAAAUACUUGAAAUCUCUGCUGAUUGGGGAGUUGGCACCAGAUCAACCCAGCUUUGAGUCUAAUAAAAAAAAAUCACUUUUGGAGGAUUUUCGUGAUCUGCGCUACACUAUUGAGAAGAUGGGACUUCUGAGGCCAAAUUAUAUUUUUUUCUUCUUGAUUUUCCUUCACCUUCUGGUACUGGAUGCUGCAUCCUGGCUUGUGGUCUGGUACUUCGGGAUAUCCUUAGUGCCUUUCCUGGUUGGCAUGGCGUUCUUCACCAUUGCUCAGAUCCAGAUGGGCUGGUUUCAACAUGAUCUGGGGCACUGCUCUGUCUUCAGGAAGCCUAAAUGGAAUCGACUUCUGCAGAUUGUUGUGAUAAAUGUUCUGAAGGGGUUAUCCGCCAGCUGGUGGAAUCACCUGCACAACCAGCACCAUGCCAAACCCAACUGCUUCCGCAAAGACCCUGACCUCAACAUGCAUCCUCUCCUGUUCAGCCUGGGAAAGACACUCUCUGUGGAGCUUGGGAAAAAGAAGAAGAAGUUCAUGCCUUACAAUUAUCAGCAUAAGUAUUUCAUCGUAUUGGCCCCACUUGCACUUGUACCCUUCUUCCAGCUGUCUAUAAUCUACUUUGCAAUCAAGAGGAAAAAGUGGUUGGACCUCAUAUUGAUUGUGUCUUUCAACAUCCGAGUCUGUCUCAUGUAUAUUCCUUUAAUGGGAUUUAACAAUUUCAUGGUGUACUACUGGCUGUCCAGGUACCUAGAGAGCACCUGGUUUAUUUGGGUCUCACAGAUGAAUCACAUUCCCAUGGACAUUGAUUACGAUAAGAACAAAGACUGGGUCUCUACUCAGAUCCAUGCAACAUGCAAUGUGAAGCAAUCUUUGUUCAAUGACUGGUUCACUGGGCACUUGAACUUCCAAAUUGAGCACCACCUUUUCCCCACAAUGCCUCGACACAACUACUGGAAAGCUGCUCCUCUGGUGAAAGCCCUUUGUGAUAAGCACGGCAUUGAGUAUAAAAGCAAGACUUUGCUGACAGCCUUUUUAGACAUUUUGCAUUCACUGAAGGAUUCUGGGGAGCACUGGCUUGAAGCAUAUCUGCAUGGAUAG
This is a messenger RNA of Mesitornis unicolor (brown roatelo), 1347 nucleotides long. Its product is annotated as fatty acid desaturase 1-like. The record is from RefSeq and is a predicted model, not a curated record. Gene Ontology annotation, molecular function: oxidoreductase activity, acting on paired donors, with oxidation of a pair of donors resulting in the reduction of molecular oxygen to two molecules of water. The transcript has 12 exons. NCBI's taxonomy places the organism in Eukaryota, Metazoa, Chordata, Aves, Mesitornithiformes, Mesitornithidae. The coding region runs from base 1 to 1347 and encodes 448 amino acids. Gene Ontology annotation, cellular component: membrane. Gene Ontology annotation, biological process: lipid metabolic process.